UCAUAACAGUAGGGGUACAUUCAUAGAGGCAGUCUUCUCUUCAGAAGUUGCUGAGCCAAGGGCCUGCAUUCAACAUGAGAUAAAUCACAAAAUUGACGGUUUCAGUUGAUUCAAAGGACUUGAAUGGUAGGCAAGAAUGUCAGAUCCUUCUCUGUCAGAUGAUAAUAUAAGCCAAGCUAUGGCGGAACUACCAGAUGCCUUUGAUUUCUGCUUGCGUGAUGAUGCCAGCUCUCUGGGCUCCGACUCUGAGGUGAAUGGCAUAGCUCCCUAUCGCAAGACGGAUCGCUAUGGCUUUAUUGGAGGAAGUGGCCUCCAUAAUGGCCAAGAUCAUCUCCCUGUUGUGCUCAUCCGACACCGUGAAACCAAAUGGCUGGAAAUGACAGCUCACUGGGAGAAAACCAUGGCACGGCGCUACAGGAAGGUGAAGCUGCUGUGCCGAAAAGGAAUCCCUUCCUCUUUACGUGCACGCUGUUGGCCUCUGUUGUGUGGAGGACAGGUCAAAAUGGAGAGGAGGCCUGGAAAGUACCAGGAAUUGCUUGAGGUACCUGGUGAUCCUCAGUGGGUGGAGACCAUCACAAAGGACAUUCACCGCCAAUUCCCUUUCCAUGAGAUGUUCCUGUCUCCUGAGGGUCCUGGACAGCAAGGGCUGUUGCAGCUGCUGAAAGCCUACACUGUCUAUCGGCCCCAAGAAGGUUAUUGUCAAGCUCAAGGACCAGUGGGUGCCCUGCUUCUCAUGCACAUGCCACCAGAGCAAGCGUUCUGGUGCCUGGUACAGAUCUGCGACCACUAUCUGCCUGGUUACUACAGCCCCCAAAUGGAGGCGCUGGUGCUAGACAGUGAAAUUUUUACUGCUCUCCUCCAUCGUGUGUGUCCAAAGGCCUUUAAGCACUUGCAGAAGCAUGGCGUGGGGCCUUUGAUGUACAUGCCUGAAUGGUUCCUGUGCCUCUUUGCCCGCACGCUGCCCUUCCCCACAGUGUUGAGAGUCUGGGAUGCCUUCCUGAGUGAAGGGGUCAAGGUGUUGUUUCGUGUUGGUCUGCUGUUAGUUUGCUUAGCCCUGGGCUCCUCUGAAAAACGACGUAGCUGUUCAGGACUGGUGGAGACACUGGAGAAGCUACGCAGCAUCCCACCCCAGUUUCUGCAAGAAGACAGCUUCAUGGCAGAGGUCCAUGAUGUGCCCAUCUCAGAGAGUGACCUGGAACGUGAAAGUAGAAUCCAACUUGGAAAACUGUGCAAAACUCAGCCUAAAUUCCAGUACAAUCCAAAACAGCGCCUUUCUGGUGCAAAGGCCAUUUUUGACGCUCAGCAACUGGAGGAUGUGCAGAACAAUAAGACAGAGAAGAAAAUUCAUGCACAUACUUUCCACAUCCCCAAAAUCAAGGUAGACCCGCCCCCAUUAUCCCCAAAGGAGCAGAAGAGGGCCUCGGAGAUGCAAGGUCAGAAAAAAGAACAGAAAAGGAAGAAACCGGACACACGGGGAAAGACUUUCCACGCCUUUGAGCAUCCCACGGGUAGAAGGGAGAGAAAGCUAGAACCAGAAGCCGCAAGGAGCAAGUCGUCUUUUUACUUGGAGGCAUGAUUCUUCUCACUCAGGGCAGAGAAGAGAUGGAACUCUGGGAGAACAAUCAUGCAGCGUUUUCUCACUGCCCUGCUUUGGUUAAUGGGUGAAUUCAGAAGCUUCGACAUAGCCUGAGUUGAAGGCAGUCCUGAAUUUCUAGGAGAUAAAUAAAUAAAAUAGGCUGGGUUUCCUAAUUUUUAGGAGCUUCCUCUUUCCGAAGCCUUCAUCUAUAACCCUGCCUGAAUUGAAAUAAGAGAUAGGCAAUCCCAUCCUACAUAUGUUUUGGGAUGUAGAUAGAGCUAUGAGUUACAGAGCAGAGGUCUCCAACUUUGGCAACUUUAAGCCUGGUGGACUUUAAUUCCCAGAAUUCUGGGAGUUGAAGUCCUCCAGGCUUAAAGUUGCCAAGGUUGGAGACCCCUGUUAUAGUGUGUGUGUGUGUGUGUAGAGAUAUGAUUUAGCUAAGUUUGCUGAAUUUCAAAGGACAGAGCAAGUGGAUUUCACUAAGUACCCUUUUUCCCAUCCCUCAGCUCGUACCCCCAGUAAUUUUGGCAUAGUCUCAGCAGGAGGAACCCCUGAUAAUUUGGAAAUAUGGCAGCUCUCAUUUAACAGCUGCCUUAGACAGAAACUUUCUGCCGUUACAAUGGUGAUGAAAAAAAUAAUUUUGCGAGAAUCUGCAGCUCUGUAAAGCAAACAAAAGUGGAAGUAAAAUUGUAAAAAUG
Pantherophis guttatus is the source of this 2274-nucleotide messenger RNA. RefSeq names its product TBC1 domain family member 10C (gene TBC1D10C). Gene Ontology annotation, molecular function: small GTPase binding; GTPase activator activity. Gene Ontology annotation, biological process: regulation of GTPase activity. The record is from RefSeq and is a predicted model, not a curated record. Lineage: Eukaryota; Metazoa; Chordata; Lepidosauria; Squamata; Colubridae.